Molecule: messenger RNA, 1938 nt
Organism: Lates calcarifer (barramundi perch)
Lineage: Eukaryota; Metazoa; Chordata; Actinopteri; Centropomidae
Product: solute carrier family 22 member 5
Exons: 10
Coding region: 217-1908 (563 amino acids)
Biological process (GO): transmembrane transport
Cellular component (GO): membrane
Molecular function (GO): transmembrane transporter activity
Source: RefSeq, a predicted model, not a curated record
UCUGUUAAAGUGAACUGUCGCAACAGGCCAGGUAAUCAUCUUGGGAGUGAUAGACCACAGAGAAACCACAGCCAAAUUAAUACAGCGGGUGGUGGGUGGGAUGGUUUAGUAGCUGAAACAAAACCACUACUUUAGAAAUGCCCACUGCAAAGUCCUUCAUUCGUGUCUCUCGUUAACUCUAACCCACUCUGUGCGCCUGGAGCGUUCCCAGACAGGAUGACCGACUACGAAGCUGCCACCGCCUUCCUCGGAGAAUGGGGACCUUUCCAGCAGCAGGUGUUUUUCCUGCUCUGCCUGAGCACCGUACCCAACGGUUUCACCGCCCUGGCCAUCGUGUUUCUCGCUGACACGCCGUCCCACCGCUGCCUCAUCCCCGAGCACGUCAACCUCACCGCCGCGUGGAGGAACAGCAGCAUCCCACUGGAGGUGGACAACCACAGCGGCGCGUUGGUGCCCAGCAAGUGCUCCAGAUACAAACUUAAUGACAUGCGGAGUUUCUCGGAGACAGGUCUACUGCCCGGCGUUGAUGUUAAUCUGUCUAAUGUGCCGAGAGAAGGCUGCUUGGACGGGUGGGAAUAUGACCGCAGCGUUUACAUUGCUACUAUCGUAUCUGAGUGGGACCUGGUGUGUGAUAACAGGUGGAAGAACCCGUUGACUUCCUCUGUCUUCUUCUGUGGCGUUCUCACUGGCUCCUUCAUUUCAGGACAGCUCUCUGACAGGUAUGGGAGGAAAACAGUGCUGGUUGUUACCAUAGCAGUCCAGAUACUGUUCACAUUCUUCGAGAUCUUUUCUCAAUCCUGGGCCGUGUUCUGCGCCCUGUACUUUGUGGUCGGGGUGGGACAAAUCUCCAAUUAUGUGGCUGCGUUUGUGUUAGGAGCAGAGAUUUUUGGACCAAGCGUGCGGACAAUUUUUUCCACUGCGGGCGUGAGUCUGUUCUUUGGUGCAGGCUACAUGCUGCUGCCGCUGUUUGCUUUCUUCAUCAGAGAUUGGAGGAUGCUUCUCCUCGCCCUCACCCUGCUUGGCUUCCUUUGUGUGCCUGUCUGGUGGUACGUACCAGAAUCUCCUCGGUGGCUUCUGUCUCAGGGAAGAAUAGAAGAGGCUGAGGCCAUAGUGAGAGCUGCUGCUAAGAGGAACAAAAUCGAGGCACCACCGGUCAUCUUUAUUCCUUCCCAGAUAGAACUUCAGCCUGAGAAGGGGACAGCCCACAACAUCUGUGACCUACUACGUUCUCCAAACAUCCGCUGGAUUUCUGUCACGCUGUGGCUGGUCUGGAACACUCUGACUAUCGCCUACUUUGUGCUUUCCCUGAAUACGGGGAACCUUCAUGGUGACGCGUACUUCAACUGUUUCCUGUCAGCUGUGGUCGAGAUGCCAGCCUACACUUUAUCAUGGGUUUUGUUUCGCUGGUGUUCCAGACGACUGAGCCUCUCCUUGUCCCUCUUCAUGGGAGGACUGUUUCUACUACUCAUGCUGCUCAUACCAGCAAACCUCAUCUCUCUAGCCAUAACACUGGAGAUGGCAGGGAAGUUUGCAGUGACAACAGCAUUUGCAAUCGUAUAUGCCUACUCAGCUGAACUCUACCCGACUGUACUGAGGAAUACAGCUGUCGGCGCCUGCUCUAUGGCCUCCAGAAUAGGAAGCAUCAUUGCCCCAUACUUUAUUUACUUAAGAAGCUAUUCUAUUUCACUGCCUUACAUCCUUGUGGGAAGUCUUACAGCUCUGUCCGGGUUGCUGAGUCUCCUGCUGCCUGAGAGCUAUGGAAUGCCUCUGCCCGAGACCAUCGCUCACAUGCAACGCUUCCCUGGGUGCUGUCAGAAGACGCUUUAUACAGUCACACAAACGGAAGAAGAGGAAAACACAGGUGAAACUAAGUCUUCGGGUUCUCCCUUAAACAGGGAGCAGCACUGAUAUCCAGCUUGAGGGGGAUAACUGGACAAA